Messenger RNA from Brassicogethes aeneus, 2529 nucleotides. Lineage: Eukaryota; Metazoa; Arthropoda; Insecta; Coleoptera; Nitidulidae. The record is from the annotation of a GenBank genome assembly.
AAUCAAUAGUGUCAAAAAUGAAAAAGAUAAGAAAACGUCCAACUUACAAAAAUUAAUCACACAACUGUUAUAUAUAGGUAUAUCUCUGCCGCAACAUCUUUUUAAGCAUAACAAAAUUAGAAAAUUUAAAUUCUCUUAAAUAUCUCGUAUAACUCGGAGAAAAUAGUUAACUUCAUAACCUAAAAAUAAUCGUAAACAAAUAGUGACGUUCUUGGACACGUAUUGUAACGGAGAAACUCUAAUGAACGAUUAAAAAUCGCGAAAUGAAACAUAAACUGUUGUGCUUCGUGUUUUUCGCGUUGCUGUGCUGCGAAUUUUCCGAGGAAAGCGUCCAACCGCCCACAGAGAAAAGCAAGAAGAAAGAUGAGAUACAAAAAGAACCCCAAAAAGAAAAAUCCGAAUUCGUAGCCUCUGAGGAGGACCAUGAGGGGGCCUCGCCAAUAAGAAUUGAACCUGCACCUGAUCUAACCAAGGAAAAACCACCCAAAGAUGUAGUGGGAAUUUACAUGUUUGAUCAGGAGAAACUGCUCCAAAAAAUGGUUCAAGACUUUGACAUGCUUAAAAGCGUCAUAGCAGAAGAUUCUGACACGCCCGAUUACGAAGAAUUGCCACCUUACCCCGAGUUGGAUAAACCAAAAGAACUAACACUGCUGGAAAUCGAAGCCAAGGAAUUGUACGACAAAGCGAUGGUUUAUCUGAACAGAACCAAACCCGAAAAGGAGGUGGCUUUUAAGUUGUUGAUUGAGGCUACAAAUAAGGGAAAUAAUGAUGCUAAGGCUUUGGUAGCCUGGGCUAAAUUGUUCGGAAAUCCAUUGGUUCAAAAUUUGGAACAUGCUAAGUUGAUGUUUAGUCAGUUGGCAGAUUUGGGUAUGGCAGAUGGACAUACUGGAUUAGGUUUUAUGUAUGCCACCGGUUUGGCAUCGAAUGUAAGUCAAUCGAAAGCAUUGGUUCACUACACGUUCGGCGCCAUUGGUGGAAAUACGUGGGCUCAGAUGGCCUUAGGCUAUCGCUAUUGGUCGGGCGUUUCCGUAUCGCCGAGUUGCGAGAAGGCUUUGGACCACUACAGGCAGGUGGCUGACAAAGUAAGUCAGGGAGUGUCAUUUAGUGGUGGCGCUGCAGUUCAGAGAGUGAGAUUAUUGGAUGAAAUGGAAAAUGGGUAUUCAUCAGGGAUACUAGACAAUGAUCUUAUUGAGUAUUAUCAGCUUUUGGCUGAAAAGGGAGACGUCCAAGCUCAGGUGGGUUUAGGUCAGCUUCACUACCAGGGCGGACGUGGAGUGGAUUUGGACUACCAAAAAGCAUUACAUUAUUUUACUCAGGCCGCCGACGCGGGAAAUGCCAUUGCAAUGGCAUAUUUAGGAAAGAUUUACUUAGAAGGCAGCGAUGAAGUAAAAGCAGACAAUGAUACCGCUUUUAAGUACUUCAAAAAAGCAUCAGAUCUAAACAACCCAGUGGGUCUAAGUGGUUUAGGUCUUAUGUAUUUAUACGGUAGAGGUGUGGAAAAAGAUUACACUAAAGCUCACAAAUAUUUCUUGGCUGCAGCUGAUCAAGGCUGGGUCGAUGGCCAGCUACAACUUGGCAACAUGUACUUCAGUGGCGUUGGAGGUAAGAAAGACUACAAGCUGGCCAACAAAUACUUUUCAUUGGCUUCCCAAUCGGGUCACGUGCUGGCCUACUACAAUUUAGGACAGAUGCAUGCGCAAGGCACCGGCAUGCUUCGAUCUUGCCCCACGGCGGUCGAAUUGUUUAAGAACGUGGCUGAGAGAGGGCGCUGGGGAGAGAUACUUAUGCAAGCACACCAAGACUACAGAGAUGGAAGAUACGACCAGGCUUUUGUACAGUAUGCGCUGUUGUCGGAGUUAGGUUAUGAGGUGGCGCAAAGCAAUGCUGCGUAUUUGUUGGACAGAGCAGAUGUGCCCAUGAUGCAAAUGCAAGAGUCGUUGGUUAGAGCACUUUUGUACUGGGGCCGGGCGGCCGCCCAAGGUUACUCAGCAGCACAGGUAAAACUGGGCGACUACUAUUACUACGGCUUCGGCACGCCAGUGGACUACGAAACAGCUGCCACUCACUACCGUCUGGCUUCCGAUCAGCAGCAGAACGCCCAGGCGAUGUUUAAUUUGGGCUUUAUGCACGAGCAGGGCUUGGGCAUGUCCCGGGACAUGCACUUGGCCAAAAGAUGCUACGAUAUGGCCGCAGAAACGAGCGUUGAUGCCAAAGUUCCCGUGGCACUGGCCCUGUUCAAGUUAAGCCUGGUUUACAGCAUUGAAAGUAUACAAGAUGGUCCAGUGGCUUCUUUUGCGGAAAUAACGGAAAUGCUUGGCUCAAAUUGGGAUUUAUAUUUAAUAACAACUCUAACAGCUCUGUUAGCUGGAAUAAUUUAUUUUAGAAGACCUCAAGUACCACCACAGUAAAAAUAUUGUGUUAAAUUUUCUUGGAAAGUCUAUUUUUUUUUAAAUUACAGAUUUGUGUAUGUGACUGUAUUAAUAGUGCAUAUAAUAAUAAUUAUCUAUUUAAAGGUGUCUUUCUGUUCAC